GCCCUCCCGCACGGCUACGACCCGGAAGGAGCCGUAAUUCAAGGAGGCGGGCCAGCGACUCGAGAUUAACUUCCGGGUCGCGGCAGAGCUGGCUUUCACGUGGAGGCGGGGAAGAGUGGCCUGCGGGAAUGAUCACCAAAACCCACAAAGGAGACCUGGGCCUUGGGGUCCCAGAGAAAAAGAAGAAGAAAAAGAAGAAGGUAGUCAAAGAACCAGAGACUCAGUACUCAGUUUUAAACAGUGAUAAUUAUUUCACUGAGAUCUGUCCCACAAGAGCCCUGUCCCCCUCAAAGAGUGUGGUCCUAGGGCAGGCAUCUGAGAUGCCUGUAUUGAAGAAAAAGAAGAAAAAGAAGGGUCACAGCACCCUUUGUGAGGAGCAUCUAGAACCUGAGACCAUGUUAUGUGCUGGACGGACAGAGAAGUUGUCCAGCCCCAGGAAGCAGGCUCUUGGUUCAUCUGAGUUCCAGGGUGGGGAGAAGAAAAAAAAGAGGAAGUCCUUAAGGCCUCUGGCCAUGCCUUCUGGCUCAAGAGUGAAGACCUCCCUGGACAACAGACAGGGUGAGGAGGUGACCAGAGUUGUCAAGAAGCCCAAAAAACAUAAGAAGGAGAAGGCGGCCCAGGAGGCUGCAGCCUUCUCGGCCAAGGACCCUUGGUUCUGUGAGGCUGGGGAUACUCCCUCCACUUGCUCAGUGGGGAAGGAUGGUAAGGAGCAGGCAGCCUCAGGGCAGAAACGGAAGCAGGGGAGCCCCAGGGAAUGCAACGUGAAGGUGAAGAAGAAAAAGAAAAUCCACCAGAAGGGAGAUACCUCCCUAGAAGGGCACCUUGAGCGCUCCAAAUCUCUGGAGAGCAGCCCUAGGAAAGGAAGUAAGAAGCCAGUCAAAGUUGAGGCUCCAGAAUACAUUCCAAUAGGACAUAACCCCAAGUCCCCUGCAAAGAAGAAAAUGAAGUCCAAGAAAAAGGUAGAGCCGCCAGGCAUUGAGGAGCCAGCUCUGAAGAGGAAUAAAAAGAAGAAGGGGAAAGAGAGCAGAGUAGCAGAAGAACCUUGGGAAGAGGAUCCUGACACAGACUUAGAGGUGGUGUUGGAAAAGAAAGGCAACAUGGAUGAGGCGCACAUAGACCAGGUGAGGCGAAAGGCCUUGCAAGAAGAGAUCGAUCGUGAGUCGGGCAAAACAGAAGCUUCUGAACCAAGGAAGUGGACAGGAACUCAGUUUGGCCAGUGGGAUACUGCUAGUUUUGAAAACGAGGAACAGAAACUGAAAUUUCUCAAACUGAUGGGUGGCUUUAAAAAUGGCGCCCCUUCAUUCAGCCGCCCCUCCAAUACCAUCGGAAGGCCCAACAUGGCUCUCAGCAAGAAGGCGGCUGACACCCUGCAGCAGAACCUGCAGCAGGACUACGACCGCGCCAUGAGCUGGAAGUACAAGCGGGGCACUGGCCUUGGCUUCUCCACCACCCCAGACAAAACCUUUUAUAUUGACAGGAAUGCUUCCAAGUCGAUCAAGUUUGAAGAUUAAACUCUACUGUCUAAAACAGCCAGAAUUGCUUUUAUUAUUCAGUUAAUGCAGUUGAAAUCCAUCUGACAACUGUCUCAGAUCAAACCUCUGCAGAGAUUAAGGAAAACUCUGCCCAUGUGCUUGGAUGAACUGGGGUCAGGGAGCUCAUGUUUCCGAAGCCAAGAGAACAUGUAAACACCCAGAAGUGGAUCAUAUGGAUGUGAGGUCCUCCACUCUUUUCUACAAUCCAGUGAGUAUAUUUAUGACCAUUACUUUAAAUUCUUUAUUAGGCAUACAUAUUACUUAUUUCCAUUUUGUUUAGCUUUCUUGCUAUGAUUUUGUCCUGUUCCCUCAUUUGCGACUUAUUCCUUUAUCUCCUCAUUUUCUUUUUUUUUUAUUAAAGAUUUUAUUUAUUUAUUUGACAGAGAGAGACAGCCAGCGAGAGAGGAAACACAAGCAGGGGUAGUGGGAGAAGAAGAAGCAGGCUCCCAGCAGAGGAGCCCGAUAUGAGGCUCGAUCCCAAGACUCUGGGAUCACGCCCCGAGCCGAAGGCAAACGCUUAACGACUGAGCCACCCAGGCACCCCUAUCUCCUCAUUUUGUCUAACUCUGUGUGUCUGCUUCUAUAUGCUAGAAAGUCAGCUCCUGUUCUUGAAAGUAGUGCCCUUAUGAAGAAGAAGUCCUGUAGUGCCAUGCAGUGUCCUGUUACCAGAACCUGGUGCUUCAGGCGUGUCUACUAAGUGUGUUAUACUGAACUAUCCUUGCAUCCCUGGAAUAAAUCCCAUUUGAUCUUGUCUCUAGCUGUGUAAGAGCUGUUCUGCUAAGUCUUUGGAUCGUUCUGAGUCAGCUGCGUGUUGUGUAGUUGCAUCACUGGUGUGUCCGUGGGAAAGGUGAGUUCAGAACCUUCUUUCUUUGCCAUCUUCCCGGGAGUUCCAGUGGGUGCAGUGGGGCCCGGGGUGCCCAUGUAUGCUUGAGUCGCUGCACCUGCAUCUUCUGUGUUGCAAGAGCUCGGUAUAUACCAGUAGAUUCCAAGUCUUGUCAAGAGCUGCUUUUGGUAGAAAAGUUAAUUGCACCAUCUACUUUUUAUCAGUCUUCUGCAGUGGUUUAAGGCAACAUUCAAGUCCAAACUUGAGGCCCUCAAAUUAGGUAACAGUGACUCUUUGAAAGUAGACACCUUUUCAAGGUUCUUUUUCUAGUUCAAAAAAAAAAAAAAAAAACUACACACGUGACAGAUGUUACUUGCCUUUUUCAGUUUCUUGAUAAAGGCCGAUCUGAAGGCCACUUAUGCAAAGACACUGCUACUCUUGUGAACAAGACUGGAUUUUAAUGCUUUGACAAUUCCUACUUCCUGUCACAAUAAUCUGGGUAGAGGCCAAAGCUUAAACCAAUUUGUGUAUGUAAAAAUAAAAUAACAAAAGCAAAGCAGGUCUUUCUUAACUUGGCUUCCCAGCCCCAGUCAGGUCCUUGUUUGCAGAGGGAGCCUGAGGGCCAGUUCAGUCAGGUGACCCAUAUCUGGUUGUUUGCUUCGCUUCUUGAUGUAUUCCAGAGUUUUCACCUAGGAGGAAAAGGAACGAUCAGUAUCCUUUCAGGUUUCCUACUCGCCAACAAUUCAACCAUAUUGCGAGCUUAUGCUCUCUUACAGCUAAAGUCUUUUGAAGGAUAAAGGAGGGGAAGAAACCAACAAAGUCUGUAAAGUACAGGGUGCCUGGGUGGCUCAGUCAGUUAAGGGUCUGCCUUCGACUCAGGUCAUGAUCUCAGGGUCCUGGGAUUGAACCCCCUCAGCUGGGGCCUGCUUCUCCCCCUCCCCCUGCCUGUGCUCUCCCUCCCUCUCUCUCUAAAAUAAAAUCUUAAAGAAAGUGAAGUCUUUAAGUACAACUUCUUAGAUUAUAAUUUGCUUAUAAAAUCAGAUUUUGGUGUGACCAGGAAUAGCUAUUUUUAUAGAUGUGUAUUUUAUUCAGAGGGAAUAAAAGGAAGGGAGAGGGGGGUUUGUUGAGGCCAGCUUUGCUCUCGCCAGGGGGUUUACAUGUUUCACCAGGACCCCCAUGCCUUCCCAGUGCCUCACCAUGGUCCUGGUGUCUGCACAGCCAUGCCUCUGUGCCAGGUGCCACAGGUUCACGGAGAGCUGGUUGAGUCUGUUGUUGCGCAGGUCCCCGUGGGCCAAGAUGCUAUUAAAGAAGGAAAGGCCCAGCGAGCUUUGGCGCUUCAGAGCCUGAAAUAGAAAAGAGAGAUUACCAUCUGGCAAUGGGGCUCAGGCUGGACCCAGUGUUGAUGGCCGCUGUACCGUGGAUCUUCCGGAGGGCAAGUUGCUUCACCUCCCAAGUCCUGCCUUCAUCUGUAGGAGAGUAAGGUAAUGCCAGCUCAUAGGGUAAGUGAGGACUGAAGGGGAUGAAGCAUGUAAAGCCCCUCGUUCUGGGCCUCCCACAUAGGCAUGACUUGGAAAAUGGGAGCAGAAGCAAGUGAUACUUUCAUGAGACUCCGCACACAGCAGGGUAAAGGAAUGAAGUGAUGGGCCUUCUUGCGAGUACAAAUGGAAACUGAAAGGCUCCAAUAAAAUGUCUUUCAGAUGUAUCCUCAAGCCACCCAAAGUUAUAGCCACUAUCUAGGGCAGAAAUAAAGACCAAAUGACAGCUCCCCAUAAACGGCCCAGGCCCAGCUUUCAUAAGAACUACCCUAAAAUACCAAAUCUUGCCUCUGAUUAGAGGUACCCAAACAAGGAAAUUCUAACCAAAAUGUCAGGGUAGACCAAACCUGAAUUCAACAGGCCCUGGAGAAAGGAUACAAGUUCUCAAAGGUAAACAGAGGCAAGUGGGAAGGCCAAGUGAACAGGUGGGCCUAACCGGCCAGCCACGUUCUAUCUCAUGUCCAUGGGGACCCUGGACAGCUGCUGACCUGGGCCUUUGCUGGAUGCCCUGGGCUCACAAUGCAGACCAUCAGCAAGUCCAGGAAAGCAGAUAGGAAAGGAGCCCUUAAAGUGGGCCAGGUAUUCUGCUCUGUGCUUUACACAGCUCAUUUAAUCUACACAGCACAUCUUCACGGGAAGCACAUUUCUAACCAGCUAGGUACAGGUAGGUACAUGUUUUGCACUCUCUCUCAAGGAUCCCAACCCUGGUUAUUCAAGCACUACACUGGGUGCCCAGACCUUAGAGAAGCCUGGAUUAUCUGGGUGGGCCCAAUCUGAUCCCUUGAGUCCUAAAAGGCAGAGAAAUUUCUGAGAGACCAGUAACAAAAGAGGAGGCAGAAGGGGUGACAUCAGAGAGAUUUGAAGCAUAAGAAUGUGACCUACCGUUGGUGGCUUUCAAAUGGAAGAAGGGGGCCAAAAGCCAAGAAAUGCAGGCAACUUCUAGAAGCUGAGAACCACGACUAGCCAACAGUCAGCAAGGAAACGGGACCUCAGUCCUCCCACUGCAUGGAACUCGUCUGCCUACACCCUAAAGAAGCCAGUCAGUCAACACCUUGAUUUUGACCUUGUGAAACCUCACCAGUGCCAACUCACCAAACUGAUACAAUAAAUGAAUCUUUUAAGCUGUUGAGUUUGUGGCAAUUUUUUUUUAAGGCUGCAAGAGGAAUCCAAUCCACUCCCAGUUUGCAGAGGCACUCAAAGCGCAGGAAGCUUUGGUGGAACUUGCUCACGGACCACAGCUAGUAAGUACAAAGCAGGGAUUUGAGCUCCAGUUUGUCCGACUCCAAAGCCUGUGCCCACAGCCUCCCAUGUUCCACUCCAGCUGAUAAAAUAUUCCCCUAGACCCAGUGUUAGCAUCACAUUAGGAAUCCAAAUUCUGUAGAGGCUAAGAGUGCUUUUCUCAAAUACUCAAGGUGGACAAAACCAACCUAGUAGCCAUUGAUCUAUCCAUCCAUCUCAUUCCACAGAUAUUCACGGGAGCCAGAUUCUCUAAUAACUGCUGAACCAACUUAAUCCCUCCUGCCAUCCUCGGCCAAGUGAGAAUUUAAAAUCUCUUGGUGGAGGAAAAAAAAACUAUCAAGGAACAGCUUCAAGCCCAGUUGGGUGAGGGUGGCUGAGCAGCAAUGAAGAGACCUCCACCAGAGGGCCGGCUGAGCCUGCCUUGGCAACAGCCUGGACCAGGUGACAGUCACAGAAGCAGGUGAGCUGACUGAACAUCACCGUCAAGGAGUGGGGUCAUGCUGUGCACUGCCCAAGCCUGGGGCUCUGG
Messenger RNA from Ailuropoda melanoleuca (giant panda), 5658 nucleotides. It is a transcript of the gene KNOP1, whose product is annotated as lysine rich nucleolar protein 1. The record is from RefSeq and is a predicted model, not a curated record. Lineage: Eukaryota; Metazoa; Chordata; Mammalia; Carnivora; Ursidae. The coding region runs from base 129 to 1511 and encodes 460 amino acids. The transcript has 9 exons.